This is a messenger RNA of Nematolebias whitei (Rio pearlfish), 1862 nucleotides long. RefSeq names its product docking protein 2-like. Lineage: Eukaryota; Metazoa; Chordata; Actinopteri; Cyprinodontiformes; Rivulidae. The transcript has 8 exons. Gene Ontology annotation, cellular component: cytoplasm. The record is from RefSeq and is a predicted model, not a curated record. Bases 29 to 1810 code for a protein of 593 amino acids. Gene Ontology annotation, biological process: cell surface receptor protein tyrosine kinase signaling pathway; positive regulation of MAPK cascade.
AGAGGAGAGGAGGAGCUGCAGCUCCGUGAUGGAGGAGGACAUCAAGAAGCAGGGGACGCUCUUCCUCCAGCAGCAGCGAUUUGGAAAGAAGUGGAAGCGGGUGUGGUGCAUGUUGUUCCGGGACAGCUCCUGCUCCAUCUCCAGGCUGGAGUUCUUUGAGUGUAAAGAUGGAAGCAACGUGGAGAAGAAUGACAAAUCCCUGCGCAAACAGCAGGAAAACAAAAAGGUGAUCCGUCUGUCCGACUGCAUCCGGGUGACGGAGGUGGAGAUGGAUGGAUGUCCCAGAGACACGGGGUCCUUCCUGGUGGAGACCACCGAGAAGAUCUACGUGUUCGCUGCUGACAGGAACCAGCUGGAUGACUGGACACACAAACUGUGUGAGAUGGCCUUCCCGAUGAGCUGGACGGACGGUGCCGGGAAGCGAGGCAACCUGCAGAAAGGAAGCAGGGUGGACGAAAACGAAGGGAUGGAGGACAACUUGCUGUAUAGUGGCCGAGAGACAGACGUGCCACUUUUCAUGCAGAUGAACAAAGUGUCCCUGAAGCUGUGUGAGACACUUCUGUCCAAACAGCUGCUGCAGGACGAGUCCACCUUCUCCUUUGAGGCGGGUCGCAGGUGCAACUCCGGUGAGGGGAGCUUUGAGUUUGACACGAAACAGGGGAACGCCCUGUUCCAGUCCGUGGAGGCCGCCAUCAACCUGCAGAAGAUCUCCCUCCCUCACCGGCAGAUCUCUAGUGGGGGCCAUGGGGUGUCGGACAUGGCCCAGAACCAGCAGAACCAUCCAGCUCACAGUUGGGCAGCUCAGCCUCAGCCCCACGGAGUCCCACAAACCCCUGCUGCUCAGGCGGCUGACGUCGUGUACAGCAUGGUGACAGCUCCUCAGAACCAGCAGACGUUUCACAACAAAGACGACUGCUCCAACGCUUCGCAGCAGCAGCGCCCCCCGAUGUCUCGUCUCGAGCCUCCAGUUGAUAAAAUUUUGACCGGAGUAAAGAGUUUGACUCUGGACACUCGUGGAGUUCCUGUCCCCCGAAAAAACCAGGUCAAGAUGAUUUCCAGCUGUCCUCUGCCCAACCCUAGCCCAGAGUCUGGCUCCAAUCUGAUCCCGGGCCCAAACUCGAACCCCUCCCCCAACCCCCACCUCAGCCCCAAACUGAGCUCCAACUCAAACCCGGAAAAGAUGUAUUCACACAUCAACAUGCCCAGCGCCACUGGACGGAGCUCCAGGAAGGAGAAGAGGAGCAGCAGUAACUCUGCUCCCUGCACCACCCCUCUGAUAAAAAAAGAGCCAGAUUACUCCCUCCCCUUCGACACCAUUGCCUCAAACAUCAUGUCCAACAUUUUGAGUUUUCACCAGGCUGAUGGGGAUGAGUCCGGCCCAGAUCCGCUGUAUGACAGCAUUGAUGACAUCAGGGUCAGAAACAUCUUCCGAAAUGACAAUGACACCAAACCAAAGGUGGACCACAUCUAUGAUGAACCUGAAGGUUGCGCCGCCACAGGGCAGGAGGACAUGCAUCUCUCUGUGGUGUAUGAUGACCCUGAAGAGAUGCGAGGAAAUGCCUGGAGGAUUAUGGGUACUCUUUCAGACCCUAAAGGCCACGAGUACCCCUAUAACCCCCGAGUGGAUGACUAUGCUGUACCCAAACGACCCAAGAGGGCAUUUGCUGCCAAACAAAACACCAACGAAGAAGAACAGGAGCAGAAACAGGAAGAGGAGGAGCCAGAGGAGGUAGUGGAGGAGGGAGAGGAGGAGGAGGGAGAGGAGGAGGAACAGGAUUCACCGUACAAAAAUGUGUUGAAGAUGAUUUAAAGAUCACCCAGAACCAGAAAGCACAACUCAUUCUGCCAUCUCACCAACUCAA